GCUCCAUCUCCUACUUUAUUUCACAUCGCAGAGCGAGGAGUGUAGAAGCUUCUGUGCGUUUACUCGUUCGAACUUUGGAACAACAAGGAAAUAACAAAGGAAAAGAUGAAAUUGAUUCUGUUUCUUGCAGCUGUGGCAGCUGUCUACUGCUCAGUGGACUCUAAAUACACUCCACCCAAGGUUCAGGUGUAUAGCCGUGACCCAGGAGAGUUUGGGAAGGAAAAUACACUGAUCUGCCAUGUGAGUAACUUCCACCCCCCUGACAUCACCAUCCAGCUGCUGAAAGAGGGAGACGAACUUCCUAAUGCACAGCAGACAGACCUGGCCUUCAAGCAGGACUGGCACUUCCAUCUGACCAAGAACGCUCCCUUCACCCCGGAGGCUGGACAAAACUACAAGUGCAGGGUCACUCACGGGACAACAACUAAGGACUACGCAUGGGAGCCGAACAUGUAACUGUCUGCGGAGGACCAUCUUGGAGAAAUCCCUGCUUUAUUUCACUGGUUUUUAAUGUUUUUAGUUUUCUGAAACAUGACGUCAUCACGUAAUUUUCUCUGUCCAGAGAAAUGCCAGAUGUUUUUUCCUCCGUAGAAUUUAUUCUUCACACCUUCAAAUAGCAAGAUCACAUUUUAUUCUGACUUUCAAAUGUUUCUAUUCCAAAAACCAUCAUCAAUACAAAAUCAAGAUCACACUGAUAUGUUAAAAUUCCACCUUGUAUCUUAUUAGGAAUAAAUGCAAGGGCUGCAGCCGAUUUAUUGACUUGUGAUUCAACAGUGUGCUUGUUUGAUUCCAUUGCUUGCCUUAAACAAUGAGUUUGUGUUUGUAAAGCCAAAAGUGUUUCUGUUUAAUCACUGUGUACCAUUUGCUUGCAUAUACAAGCUCAUAUUUUUUUUUUCCUUAGAUAGAAGGACUUCAACAGCUUUGUGCAACUAAAUGAGUGGUCAAAAUGGUGAAUGGUCUUAUUAAUCAUACAUGACUUAGAUAUUGACUCUGGACUUGCCAGAAGUGUUUUCUCUAUUCCUGAUUUGUUAUUUAAGAUGCUUGUCUUUACCUUCUACUGAAUAAAUGGUUCUUAAAAUUA
Messenger RNA from Mugil cephalus (flathead mullet), 1081 nucleotides. Its product is annotated as beta-2-microglobulin-like. The coding region runs from base 106 to 456 and encodes 116 amino acids. Gene Ontology annotation, cellular component: MHC class II protein complex. The record is from RefSeq and is a predicted model, not a curated record. Gene Ontology annotation, molecular function: MHC class II protein complex binding. Lineage: Eukaryota; Metazoa; Chordata; Actinopteri; Mugiliformes; Mugilidae. The transcript is spliced from 3 exons. Gene Ontology annotation, biological process: antigen processing and presentation of exogenous peptide antigen via MHC class II; immunoglobulin production involved in immunoglobulin-mediated immune response; peptide antigen assembly with MHC class II protein complex.